AUGUCUUUUGCUCGAUUCGUUCUUGAGGAUCCUGCUAUCCCGGAUUCAGCUCGCCAACAGGCUUUGGAUCGUCUUCAUUCGGAUCCUGGAAUUCCUCAGGCUACCACAACCUUCUCCUUCUGGGUCCAAAAUCCACACCCUCAGUUUGCACAAGCUUCCAGCAAACCUUUGCCUGCUAGUGCAGAUAUCGUGAUAAUUGGAUCCGGAAUCUCUGCUGCAUCAAUCGCUCGUACAAUUCUCCAAAGUCGCACCAUAUCUGCCUCGAUUCCAUCCCAUCCAACGGUGGUUAUUCUUGAGGCACGCGAUAUCUGCAGUGGAGCUACUGGAAGAAACGGAGGUCACAUCAUUGAAACUGCAGAUGAGUACGGUGAACUGGCCGAUGCUUUUGGGUCGGAGGCUGCGCGCAAGAUAAUGCGUUUCCGGUUAUCACAUUUGAAGGAGAUGCUGCAAGUUGCCAAGGAGCUUGGAUUAUCGGAAGAGGCCCAGGCUCGUAAAGUGCAAUUUUUGAGUGCCUACUUUGGAGAAAAGCCUUGGAGAGAGGCAUUGGAAAGGCUUUGUCGCUUCAAGGAAGGCAUGCCAGAGGAAUCAGCCGAGUGGAUUGCAUACGAUACAGGAUCUAUGCCCGAGGACUUCAGACUCUCUAAUGCAACUGGUGUCGUUGCCGGCCCCGCUGGUGCUAUUUGGCCUUACAAAUUUGUCACAGGCGUUCUGGCGAACCUCGUCGCGGAGUACCCGCAGGAGAUUCAGAUCAGUGACCGAACAGCUGUCGAGUCAAUUCAAACUGACUCUGCGACUAACAAGUAUACAGUCAAGACAAGCCGAGGUGAAAUAACUGCUCGUCAUGUCAUUCAUUGCACCAAUGCGCAUGUGGCUCAUUUGGUCCCUGGUCUACGCGGACGCGUUUUCCUGUGCGAGGUCAAAUGUCAGCCCAAACACCUGGUGACAAGAGGACAAAUGAUGCUUGGGAGAGGUUUUGCGCAAGGCGAGCUGGGAGGAAUUGCCGAGUUAGGAGUUCCUGGAGACGACGAAAUGAGUGUAUACAUUGACAUUCACCUCUCUGGUGCCCUGAGUGCAGUCUUUGGUCGCGAGUCAUGGGGUCGUGUAAAGGGUGACCAGGUGCAGGCAAUGUGGACUGGCAAUAUGGGAUUUAGCUCGGACAGCUUCGCCUGGGUAGGACAGUUACCCGACUCUCUCAGUAGUCGCCCAUCUCUCGAUAAGGGCAAUGGUGCGGAAUGGGUAUGUGCUGCAUUUGGUGGAGAGGGAAUGGUACAGUGCUGGCAGUCUGGGAAAGCCUUGGCCACCAUGCUUGGCUUGAAGGAUAAGGAGCUUGGCUUAAAUGUUCCUAGUGACUUAUCAUGGUUCCCUGAGCAGAUGGUCGUUUCUCAGCAGCGUAUUUCCGCGGCUGAGUUACCCAGCUCUGUGGCUGCUUUCCGACGCCAAGCAAACCUAUAG
This is a messenger RNA of Penicillium malachiteum, 1452 nucleotides long. Its product is annotated as NAD(P)/FAD-dependent oxidoreductase. The coding region runs from base 1 to 1452 and encodes 483 amino acids. The transcript has 3 exons. NCBI's taxonomy places the organism in Eukaryota, Fungi, Ascomycota, Eurotiomycetes, Eurotiales, Aspergillaceae. The record is from RefSeq and is a predicted model, not a curated record. Gene Ontology annotation, molecular function: oxidoreductase activity. Gene Ontology annotation, cellular component: cytoplasm.